Messenger RNA from Trypanosoma cruzi, 4491 nucleotides. Its product is annotated as protein kinase, putative. The transcript has a single exon. NCBI's taxonomy places the organism in Eukaryota, Euglenozoa, Kinetoplastea, Trypanosomatida, Trypanosomatidae. Gene Ontology annotation, biological process: protein phosphorylation. Bases 1 to 4491 code for a protein of 1496 amino acids. The record is from RefSeq and is a predicted model, not a curated record. Gene Ontology annotation, molecular function: protein kinase activity; ATP binding.
AUGGGGAAAGAAAAAAGAGGAGAGAAACAUAUGCGGAAGCAACUGGAGGAAAGCUCAGUGGCAGCCAAUCAUGGUGGUACGGUGAUACCAGGGGAGAACGUCGAUGGGCGGGAUGCAUUAUCUCGGACCCAAGAAACACAGCGGAUUGUGGUUGACACGCCGGUCUCAUUGCAGAGCUCAAGCAAUGUAGACAACACGAGUUCCGUGAUGCCAUCCACGGUGCGGGUUCCACGGCGGUCGGAAGAUAAAGUGACAUCGGCUGCAAAAACACGACAUAUUGAUCCGCUUUCCGCCUCUGAUCAUCUUUUUAGAGGAAAGGAAUGUCACACGAAUUCAUUUGCAUUGCCUUCGGUGCUUUCAGAGGAACAUACGGAAAAGGAGUUGUUAUGUCAUUAUCCUUAUCAUCGUGAAGGAAGCUUAAAUCAAUCUUAUGGUGGCCCAAAGAAGGGAGAUUCGUCUGUGUUUAUGCCGCCGAUGUCAAAUGACCCACACACAAGUCUUGGUAGUCUCUCUGGGAUUACAGCACCAAGAAUACGAGAUCGGGAAACCGGUAAAUUGCACGACACGGAAGAGCACUGCGUAGUGAAAAGAAAAAAUUCUAAGAGAGAAAACCAAAAAUUGACGUGUAUGACGCAUGGGCUAAAGCCUUUCUGUAUGAAACAAUCGGAUUUGACACUUGCUUUGAGUGAUUGUGCUAAAAAGACGGCGGAUGUUGCUGAAACUAGUAAGAAGACAGCUGCUCAGGCAUUAAACUUAAGGACAACAGAGUGUUGUAAUGAUGAAGCAUCAUUUGAGUGUCUUGGCAUUAGUUUGUUGCCCUCACAACAUGAAAACUCAAGUAGGGCAUCUGUCCCCCCUCGUAGUCCGCAUUUGGAAAGUAUAAACACCUUGGGUUAUGAAAUGUCUCCGAUUCCACGAGAGCAAGAGGAAACAGGUCGGAGGAAAUUACGAAAGAAACAUUUUUACUGUUGUUUUCAAGAAUUGCCGUUAUCUUCAGUAUUAAUACCUUAUUUUCUGGUUCUUAUGUGCUUGUCUUUGUUCUGUCUGUUAACGCCAUAUUAUGUGACAACUGUUAUCAUCCGAGAAUCUGUUGAAGAGUUUCAUGAACAUGCACGGCUUGAGAUCAAUUCACAGUUAGAGGGUGCACUUAAUGUCCCUACGCUAUUAUCAAGUGUUUUUGUUGCACUGUACGUUGUAGACGAGAGAAAUCCACGUCCGAAUGAUGAUGUGAUACCCAUGGGUUUUGAGAUGUCACAACGUUUUUGUGCUGCAUUACACAACAUGGAUCGUUAUAAGUUUCUGACAUUUAUUUAUAUGGCGUCUUUACCCCGUGAUGAAAUUGCACAUUGCGCAAGGGGAUUUCAUGGGUAUUAUUUUGCUACAGCUGUGCGACGGAAAAGUGAUGGUGCAUUGAAUGCACUUGUUGCUGUUGAUCCUGAGAAUGUGACUCUUGUGGAACCGCAGCUGGUGUUGAAAAAGUUCAGCAAGCCUUUUCUACUUAAAGAUCUUAUAUAUAAUUUUACUCCUACAAAAAAGUUGAUUGAUUCUUGGAAGAAGGAUGUAAUUGCGGGAAAUGAACCCAGGAUGCAAAUGUGGAACGUGGAAAAUUUUCUUAGCCCACGUUAUGUAUACACGUAUCCAUUUUUUGAGAAGGACGGUACAGUUUCUUUUUUAAAAGUUGCACUUGACCUUAGGCGGGUCCUUGGUAAAAUCUUCAUGGAAGAAAGUGACCCAAUUAGUCUGGUUCGAGUUGCAUUGCUUGAGAAUGAUGGGAACGACAGUAAUAUGACGGUGAUUGCAACCAAUUUUAAUGUGAAGUGGCAGGGGGAAAGUGGAGAAGGUGAAUUUGAAUUUGUUUUUACUCAAGGUGGUAACGGCGGGGUCCGUACUAUUGGAAAAGCAGGCGAAUACAUGGUUCCUUCACCGAAGGUAGGGAACAUUAAAGAUCCGUUAAUGCGAGAGGCGUUUCUUCAUGUAAACAUGAAUGAAGUCAUGUCAAUAGUACGCAGUGGGAGAAAAUUCUUUACUACAUUUCCUUAUGAUGGGUCAGUCGGGACCUUUAGUGUCUGUUUGACACAGUCAGAGCUUAAUGCCACGAUGGUCUUAGCUGUUGUGGCACCUCCGUUUUAUGGUGAACGUUUUGAAAUCCUUCAUGUCGUUAGUCUUAUUGGUGCAUUUAUCAGUACAAUCGGGGCGACUUUACUGGUUUAUUUUGUUUUUUCCACUUUAGUCAGUCGCCCGCUGCACAGUAUAGCGGCAGAGCUUCGUGUGACCGCCAAGGUGGAUGUUACUUUAGCCAGAACAUCUAUUAAUACCCCCCGUAUCCGCGGAAUUCGCUUUGCAUUGCUGGAGAUAGACAAGCUGCAGAGUGUGGCUGCUUCACUGAAGAAUCAAAUGCGCCAUUUACGUUCAUUCUUACCAGAGGGGGUUUUGCCGUUACGGUAUGCAACGGAUGAAGAACGGAAAGCAAAAUACAUGGAUGGCGGUAUUCAGAGUGAAACAAGAGAUGCGGAUAUGAGGGAUAGUGUGGAAGGAGCACAAGCAUCUAGCCCAAAUCUCAUGUGCGGAAAAGGUAUGGAUAUUGCGAGAAGUUUGCUUCAAGGUCCACGAGAAAAUAUUAAUGUUUUUGAGGAAAUCAUGUGCUCUGUGGUUUCUGUGCACAUUUUGGAUAUUAAAACUAUUCUGGAACACACAGGCGAAACGGCAAAUAUUGUGGUGGAGGCGGCCAGAAAGUACGGAGGUGGUGUGGAUGUAUUUUUACCAGAACUUUUCAAUUUGAAUUUUCCUUGUCGUGGGGAUAGUCAUUUAGAUAAGUUGGAUGCAACCUUUUGUGCUAUUGAAAUUCACCGCAACCUCCCCGAUGCAGUAAGGCGUUGCUGUGCUAUUCUUGUUGACAGUGGUGUCUUUCAUUUUGGCAUCUGCGGUGGCCCGGAAAAGAAGGAACCGGUGCUAUGGGGCAGGGCAACCAGUACGGAGCUGAUUCAUGUGCAGCGUCGCUACGGUGUUUCUCUUGCUAUUCUUCAGAAUACCGUACCUUUUAUUCGUUCGCGUGUUCAUGUGCUUCCGUUUGCAUCGGUUCUUGUCGAUUCAGCAGACAUGUCAUCAAAAGUAACGUUUCACAUUGUCAUUGAGGACAUUGUGAAUGAGGGAUCAUGGCAAUGCGUGGAGGAGACAUAUUUGAAUGGAUUUCGUUAUCUUACGGCUCAGGCAUGCACUGAGGCACGUAUGUGUUUUGAAAGUCUUGUCGCAUCCCCAUAUGUUACGCCUCAGCUCAUGCGUCUUCUCCGCUGUCAAAUAGCGCAAGUUCAACAAUGCGAUGUAAAGAAGCGCAGUCGGUUUCCAUCGGGGUGGCGCGUGGGUGGCUCGGACCAUGUGGACACCCUGACAUCAAAGUUUUCACCUGCUUCCGUUGACCAUAGUGAAAGCAUCGUGUCAGGGUUGCAUCCUCCCUCACUCACCUUUUGCGGAUCCCGGCGACGACUCACACCGAGCGCUCUCUCAACCAGUGCCUCUUCAACACACGUCUCGUCGGCGGGACAAGCCAUCGCGCAUGAGUUCUGGGACAAAAAGAAUGUACGGUGGAAGCGGGCGUCUGAAAAUUUCCCUGAGUCCGGUCGGUUUCCCGUCUUUUUAGGAAUCAGUGAUACGGGCACUCUUGCAGCACUUAAAUUCCUCCCCGUCUCAUCGCUUCCAGACUGCGGAUAUAAUGACAUGGAUUCUCUUGAUCUCGCCUUGACACGUGCACAGACGCUUUAUCAUGAGAACCUUGUGCAGCUUCUUGGUUACGGUCAAACAAAGGAACACAUGUGUUUGAUCAUGGAAUAUGUUCCAGGUGGAACACUGCGUGACACCGUACGACGGUACGGUCGUGCCUUGCCACUCAUGGCGAUAAAGCGUUUUUUGGUAGGUAUAUUGCGCGGGUUGGAAUACUUACAUAAUCGUGGUCUUGUACACGGUAAUCUUCGACCAGAGGAUGUUAUGGCUGCUGUGGAAGGCCUGUAUAAAUUACGGGGAGUCAGUAUGGCUUGCACAGCAGAAGCAGCAGCAGCCAUGACAGAAGAAAGACUGCGGGCAGAAUCUUGCCUUAAUAGAUGGGCGUAUAGCAGUCCAGAAGUAUUUACCACCGGAAAAAAAGGUGCUGCUGCAGACAUUUACGCUGUGGGUGUUAUUUUGCUGGAGUUGAUAACAAACCAAACGCCAUGGCGCUGGAUGGAGGGGACGAUAACAAGACCGUUGCAGAAUAUUUCUCCCGCGGAGGAUGACAACAUCCGGCAACAAAACACGAAGAAAACUCUUGUGGAGCUUACUGCGAUUCUUUCAGAUUAUGAUCGAAUGAAAGUGGCUCAAAUGGAAAGGAAAAUUUCGUUAGUGGAAAUCCCACGUGAGGGGGACGCACUUAUUCAAGAGGUGCUGCAAAGCUGUUUGGUGACGGAUCCCGAGGGACGUAAAACAGCUUCUGAACUUUUGCAGCUUCUGAGUAGCAUGCAGUAA